Molecule: messenger RNA, 1405 nt
Organism: Gekko japonicus
Lineage: Eukaryota; Metazoa; Chordata; Lepidosauria; Squamata; Gekkonidae
Gene: BAIAP2L1
Product: BAI1-associated protein 2-like 1
Exons: 11
Biological process (GO): positive regulation of actin filament polymerization; actin filament bundle assembly; actin crosslink formation
Cellular component (GO): cytosol; nucleoplasm
Molecular function (GO): protein binding
Source: RefSeq, a predicted model, not a curated record
GUCACGUUCUCAUAGAAAUUUCCAUAGCCCAGAAAAAACUCAACGACAGCCUAGAUGAAAGUUUCAAGAAAUUCCACAAAGAGAUUAUUUCUGAGCUGGAGAAGAAGACAGAACUGGAUGUCAAGUACAUGAACGCUACUUUGAAGAGAUACCAAAACGAACACCGAUACAAGCUGGAUUCUUUGGAAAAAUCUCAGGCGGAGCUGAAGAAGAUCCGAAGGAAAAGUCAAGGAGGGAGGAAUGCCACAAAAUAUGAGCACAGAGAAACAGAGUAUUUGGAAACGGUGAGCUCCCGCCAGAACGAUAUUCAGAAAUUUAUUGCCGAAGGUUGUAGAGAGGCUCUACUGGAAGAGAAAAAAAGAUUCUGUUUCCUGGUGGACAAGCACUGCAGUUUUGCCCAGCACAUGAAGAAUUACCACAUAUCGUGUACAGACUUAUUGGACGCCAAGCUGCCCAGGUGGCUGGAGACGUGCAGCGAUGCCACCAAAGUACCAGAGAAAAUCAUGACUAUGAUAGAAGAGAUAAAGACACCUGUCUCCACUCCGGUCUCGGGAACUCCGAUGCCUUCGCCGAUGAUUGAGAGGAACAGCAUGGUGGGAAAAGAUUACGACUCACUCCACAGGAAUUCUCCCCGCGUGCCCCCGGCUCCGACCGUCAGAGCCUAUACCAGUCCCUUAGUCGAUAUGUUUAACAACCCGGCAGCUGUUCCAAAGGCAUCAUCGGAGAGAUUAAAUCAUUCAACAAAUCACGUGGACGAUUCCAGUUUAUCACGAUCCACAUCCGUCGCCACGGGCCUCAACAUAAUGAAAAGGCAGAAAGUCAAAACCAUCUUCCCACACACCGCCGGGAGUAACAAAACCUUGCUCAGCUUUGCGCAGGGCGACACCAUCACGCUCCUGGUGUCGGAGGAAAGGGACGGUUGGCUAUACGGAGAACACGACGUGACCAAAGUGAAAGGCUGGUUCCCUUCAUCUUACACAAAGCCAUUCGAAGAGCCAGUGGAAGAGACAGUGCGUGCGCCAGUCCCAAGUCCUGCACCUGUCCGAAGCAUCAGCUCAGUCAACUUGUCGGACAGAGGUGGCGUGGUGCUUCCCCCGCCGGAUUAUCUGUUCUCCGGGCAAACAAGAGCUAGUUCCGAAGCAAGACUGGAACCUUCUAAGACGACAGCUGUGGUUAAAGUGUCAGGAGCCAAACCAGACAGCACAGCUCCCAAGCCUGACAUGAAUGGGAUUGUAAAACCACCUUUCCUAAGCGGAGAAAAUCCCUUUGCCACCGUGAAACUCCGACCAACAGUAACAAACGAUCGAUCGGCACCAAUUCUUCGAUGAGCAACAUGACACUAAUUGUUUUUUACCUCCACCCACCCACCUUUGCGAAUGCCAUUUUCAGCAAUAUGAUUUUUCAG